Staurois parvus is the source of this 340-nucleotide messenger RNA. The record is from the annotation of a GenBank genome assembly. Lineage: Eukaryota; Metazoa; Chordata; Amphibia; Anura; Ranidae.
CAUUGGGGAGAUAUCACUUCCUGACCCAUAGCCACAAUGGGAAGUGAGAGGAAAUCUCUGCAAAAUGAGGGAAUCCCUGGUUGUCACCUGAUCUCUGUGUCCCCGUUGGAAGAUUUUCUCCUCUUUGGCGACAACCUGAAAUUUUGGAUUUUCUUUCACUUUCAGUGCAGGGACGGACUGACAACUCAUGGGGCCCCCGGGCAAUAGGGGAUCAUGGGGCCCCUGUGUCCUCAAAUCACACCCAAAAAACCUAUGAAAGGUACCAGGGGCAUCUCAUGGGGCCCCCUACUACUGCCCUCGGGCAGUGCCUGAGUUCCCAAAUGGUCAGUCCGCCCCUGCU